UUGUGAAUUUAAAUUGUGAAUUUUAAAGAGUUUUAAAGAAUUUUAAAUUUAAAACCAUUGGGAAUAUGAAAUCUUUUAAUGUUAUUUUGCUAAUUAAUAUUAUGUGUGUAGUGAAGUGUGACCUCAUAAAGUCAAAUCACAAUGAUUUUAUUAGUAGAAAUUUACUAUCAUUUAGUAAAUUCAAUUAUGAUACAGAUUAUAAUUAUGAUUACGAUAAUCCGUUUCCUUCUAACGAUGUUAAUGAUGACAGUGAUUUUUAUGGUAGUUAUGAGGAAAACGAUUAUGAUAACAGAAAUGAUAACUAUGAUAGAUCUAAUGAUGAUGAUGGCGAUGUUGUUGACAUAUUUUCCUAUAAUGGAGGUACUGAUGAUAAUGAUGAUAUUUCUAAUAAAGAAGACAAUACGGAAAAUGAUGAUGAUGAUAAAACAGGCCGCAUAUUUUCCGACAAUUGGGGUACAACCGAUGAUGAUGAUGAUAUUACUAACAAAAAAGACAAUACUAAUAAUGACGCUGGUGGUAAUACUGGCCGAAUAUUUUCCAUCAACUGGGGUACAAGUGACGAUGAUAUUUCUAACAAAGAAGACAAUACUGCAAAUGACGAUGAUGAUAAAACAGGACGCAUAUUUUCCGACAAUUGGGGUAUAACCGUUGAUGAUGAUGAUAUUACUAACAAAAAAGACAAUACUGAUAAUGACGCUGGUGGUAAUACUGGCCGAAUAUUUUCUAUCAACUGGGGUACAAGUGACGAUGAUGAUAUUUCUAACAAAAAAGACAACACUGAAAAUGACGAUGAUGAUAAAACAGGCCGCAUAUUUUCCAACAAUUGGGACACAACUGAUAAUGAUUCCCUUACAGAAAACACUUUAAAUAAUGCUAAUAUAGAUGAUAUUUUUAAUUCAAUAGAGAAUACUGAUAAUUUCGCUGACACAGUUUCUUCAAGUGAAAAUGGAGAUGAUUAUGAUGAUAAUAGUAUUAUUAUUCAUAAUAAUGAUAUUGACGAUGAUAAUACUGAGAUUUCCAAUUCAAUAGAGAAUACUGAUAAUGAUUGUAAUUCCGUUGACACAAUAUCCUCAAGUGAAAAUGAAGAUUAUGACGAUAAUAAUGAUAUUGACGAUAAUAAUAUUGAUGAUAAUUAUUAUGAUAAUAAUGAUUAUAAUACUGAAAAUGAUCAGAAUCCUUUUGAAAUCCAUGAAUAUUAUGAGUCAUCAUCGAAAAGAGCAGGAAUAUCGAAAAUUACAAUGAUUCCCACAGACAAAACUUUCAAUCCAUAUUUAAAGUAUGUAAAUCAAGUCACGGAAUAUAAUUUUGGAUCUAUUGUGUCAGAGGAAUCUAUGCUGGUGUCAAAGAUUCAAAUAGCUUUUAAUACAAGUCAAAAAAUGGAUACAAAAAUGCAAAUAUGCUAUCCAAAAUUAGAAAAUAUUGCAAAAGUAACAUGCCCACUUUAUUCUAUUAAAAUAGUGGUUGAACAAGGAUCAAAUAUGAACGAUGUUGCCAUCAUUUCUGGCGAAUUAAAUUUUUUACGUUCCAAACAACAAAUUUGUUUAGGAGUUGAAAUGAACAGUACAAGACAAUAUAGAGUAACUGCAGAUUUUUAUAGUAGAUUAUUUUGUCAUUUAUUUUUAUAAAAUAUUUAAUACAAAAUUUAAAA
Molecule: messenger RNA, 1648 nt
Organism: Condylostylus longicornis
Lineage: Eukaryota; Metazoa; Arthropoda; Insecta; Diptera; Dolichopodidae
Product: protein PFC0760c-like
Exons: 2
Coding region: 66-1625 (519 amino acids)
Source: RefSeq, a predicted model, not a curated record